AUGACAAUAUAACUAUAAACAGUGAACUAUUGAUUUGUGUCUUGAAUCCAUUUCACUUAUAGAGAUGGGCUUUGGUUGAAACGAUUCUCUUCAUGGAUUUAUGGCAGACGAGGAGUUGAUCAACAAGAUUCACGAGCUCAGCGACUUGGAGCUCGCCGCAUUAAUAUGUUUAGUCGCAGAAGAGCACUGUAUCAUUGAUACCGAUCCUGAUGCUCUAGACGAUCUCGUACAGGAGUUACAGCUGGUGAAAAUAUAUUUUUAUUCCCGUACCGAGUGUGUGCUAAUCUUUUGCAGGUCGCAUCUAAAGUCUUUGGCCUGACAUAUGCUGUCAUUGAUUGCAACAGUCAUACCACCCUCGAGGAUUUCGCCCAUGCCAUCCUUUCCGUCGAUGCCGCUCCUAAUCGAACCGAUUCCCCCUUGCUAAAUCGCCGCGACUCCUACUUCCUGCAAACUCCCGCAUUUCAGUCAAUUAAUCGACCAUCCGUGCCGGAAACGACCGAUAACAAGACGAUCGCAAAUGUAAUCAUUGCCAGGAAUCUUGAUGAAUCACCACAGCAGAUACAGAUUCAGGCUUUAGAGCUAAUGCGAACGAAACGACUUUUCACAAGGACAUCCAUACAAAAUGCGCCGAAACGUUUCUUGUUUAUUGCGGCUAUAGCAGGCGGUCAGGGGCCCAGGUUGACGAAACAUUUAAAUAACUAUAUGUUCAUUUCCCAUGUACACGAUCCACAAGAUGGCUUCCCGAACUUGGAAGAUUUGUUUACAGACGAUACGACCUCCACUCUAUCUGUAGUGAAAAGGAGUUCAACGCUACAGGCUGAAGGAAGUUUAUGGGCGAGGAUAUCUCCGAUGGUCAGUGAUCUUGCGCAUGUGACAGGCCAUUGUUACUGAUGUAAGUACAGGAUAUAGAAAAUCUAGCCCAGCAAAGUAAAAACACUACUGUUAGUGUUGAGGUAAAGCAAUAUCAACAAAAUAUUGCUUCGUUCCUGAGAAUCCACCGUGCUGUAGCGACUGGUAUAUCUGCAGUUGCCACAAAGCAUUUUGACAAGCUAGUCCGGUAAGAAUGAUCCUCCCUACCUAGAAUAUUCAUUCUAAUUCCUGUUAGAUGUCUCGCGCCAUUCCAUGGGCUCCCAUACGUUACGCCAUCUCUUGUUGCUCUUGCCGCUAGAAAAAUUUAUCUUCAUCGUAUCGAGAUCGCAAACCCGGAGAGAGAACGCAGUAUGCAAUGGGGUAGUGACCUAGAUGCAAUAAGAGAACUGCUGGAUGGUAUAGGACCAGAAGACGUAAUUGAGGAUGUUUUGGGUAGUGCAGGGGCCGAGGCUCCUUUGUAAGGUAGACAAACUGCUUGAAUAUAAAAAUCUUGACAUCACCUAGGUGUUAGUAAUAACUUCUGAAUUAUAU
Molecule: messenger RNA, 1401 nt
Organism: Sclerotinia trifoliorum
Lineage: Eukaryota; Fungi; Ascomycota; Leotiomycetes; Helotiales; Sclerotiniaceae
Source: the annotation of a GenBank genome assembly